UAGAGCUGAGUAUCAUCAGCAUAACAGUGAAAGCUAACGCCAUGUCUCCUGAUAAUAUCUCCCAAGGGUAACAUGUAAAGCGUGAAAAGUAACGGCCCUAGUACUGAGCCUUGAGGUACUCCAUACUGCACUUGUGAUCGAUAUGAUAUCUCUUCAUUCACUGCUACGAACUGAUGGCGGUCAGAUAAGUACGAUUUGAACCAUGCUAAGGCACUUCCACUAAUGUCAACAAAGUUUUCUAGUCUAUUCAAAAGAAUGUCGUGGUCGACUGUGUCGAACGCAGCGCUAAGAUCCAGUAGAACUAAUAAAGAGAUACAACCACAAUCAGAUGAUAGAAGCAGGUCAUUUGUAACUCUAAUGAGAGCAGUCUCAGUACUAUGAUACGAUCUAAAUCCUGACUGGAAUUCCUCACAGAUACAAUUAUAUUCCUUCCUAGAGAAAAAUGAUGAGGAUACUACCUUUUCUAGUAUCUUUGACAGAAAAGGGAGAUUUGAGAUCGGUCUGUAAUUAGAUCUUUGGGGUCAAGUUGUGGUUUUUUAAUGAGAGGCUUAAUAACAGCCAAUUUGAAGGUUUUGGGGACAUAUCCUAAUGACAAUGAUGAAUUAAUAAUAGCCAAAAGAGGAUCUAUGUCUUCUGGAAGCAGCUCUUUUAGUAGUUUACAUGGAAUAAGGUCCAACAUAGAUGUUGUUGGUUUAGAUGAUUUAACAAGUUUAUACAAUUCUUCCUCUCCCACAGUAGAGAAUGAGCGGAAUUGUUCCUCAGGGGAUCUAUAGUGCGCGAUGCGAUACUGUAGCUGAUGGCUGCAUGGAUACAAUUUUAUCUCUGAUAGUAUCGAUCUUGGAAGUAAAGUAGUUCAUAAAGUCAUUACUGCUGUGCUGUUGGGAAAUGCCAACACCUGUUGAUGCUUUAUUUUUCGUUAAUUUAGUCAUUGUAUUGUAGGGGUGGGCGAUAUGACCAAAAUCUUAUAUCACGAUAUGACUAACUUUAUAUCACGAUAAUGAUAUAUAUCACGAUAUAGUAAUUUUUUUCUUUUAAAAAAGUUAUGAUAUUAAAAUCUUUGAUACCAUAGAAUUUUCAUAAUCCUUGUCACCAAUGUCAAUAUCAAACUAAUACAAGCCUAAAAAUAGACAAAAAAACAAAACAAAAAAACUCAAGCUCACUGAUAAUAAAUAAACAGUCAGUGAUGAAAUAAGUAUAAGAAACUAAUUGCAAGCAAUAGGACAAAAAACUACAAUAAAUAAUUAAUUUACACACUGUAUGCAGCGUUUCUUAAGUCUUCACUGUGUUAAUUAUAUCUAUCUAUCUAUGAUACAUACAAUUAACACGUGUAUUAUGUAUAGAUUCUAUACAUGUAUACACUCAAAAAAAUGAUACGGUCUAAAUUGACAUUUUAUGUAAUUCAAUUGCAUAACAAUUUUCCAUCCAUUUAGAUUACAUAGUUUUAACAUAAACAAAUCAAUAAACUUAAUAUGAUUCAUAUCCAUCAGUCAUACGUGAAUGAAACAGGUAAGAUUUAUGUAAUAAUUCACAGCAAAGUCCCCACACUGCUCAGUGUUCAUGUGUUUCCACACUACAGAGUGUCCAAGUAGAAUUGAAGCAGUGCUGGAGUUAAGAAGAUAAUUAUGUGAUGAUUGAUCAUUAAUGUUGAACAGCUGCUGUUAUCAAGAAGAAUCACCGAAGAAAAGAGAAACACAAAAACUACAAAUGACUUCAGCCACAGCCGAAGAUGAAAUCAACUGAAAUAAAAGAAGACAUUAAAUCUCUCAAGAUCUGAUUAAACAGCUUCACAAACAGCAUCAUAUUGACCAGAUUGACUUUAUUUCUGUCAGACUUCUACACAGCAAAUGUCAGUGUUACAAUCCCAGAGUUGUGAUGACCAGAGUAUAAUUUAUACACUUUGGAGUACAAUGGGCUUAAAGUACACUUAUCAGGUUUCACCAGAAACUCUCUCUAGAGUUAGGUUAUUGGUAGUGUCAGAGUAGUGUUGAUGUGGAGCUGUUGUGGUGUUUAUGGUGGGAUGAUGAACUCUUUGAGAGUCAAUCUGUCCCGUCCGCACAUGAGUUUAGGUUUCGAUACGUCAUCAGAUCGACUACGCGUUGUCAUUGGUUGAAUCAUGAAGCAGCCUCGUGGAGACCAGUUUCCAACUGACGCAUCCAAAAACGUCGACAUUUUGACUCCGCGGAGCUACGUUAUAGUAACAUGUGAGGAAAACUACAGCAAUGCUUUUCAAAGUACAGUACCAAGGAAAGAAGUACAUCAAACUCAAUGGAGCAUCAUAUCCAGAAUUUCUCAGGGAGGACGUGCUCCCCCUAUGGAGAAAAGAGCACAGUAUGCAUUGGGGAUAGUAACACUGUUCCCCUCUCUAAAAGAUCCCUACUCCAAAAAAGGCUAUGAACACUUUUUUGACAUAGACAGCAAUGAGGGCUACAUUGCCUGGAAGAUUAAAAACACUCAGCGAGAACUCAGCAAUGGAGGUACCAGUGGGGGUAGGAGAAGGAGCUCUCACACUACGAACAACAGCGGACCAAACGUAGAGAGAGAAGUGACUAAAGUGCAGCAGUUGGAGGGAGACCAGUGUCGUGAGGCCAUAUCUCUACUGAAACACACCACAGACAACGAACAGAUCUUCUUGAAAAUGAGAGAAACCUUCCAACACAGACAAAAGUUGAUCCAUGAUCCUGAGCAAUGCAGCACAGUGCUUACUGUGUUCCCAAGGUUCCUUGACACAAAAGGCCUGGUGGUGCAAGACUUUGAUCUGUUGUUUGGAGCUGAGACCUCAUCAAAACUCCUUGAGAAAUGGGAUUUCCUGAAGGGCAAAGUAAUAGAGCAAGCCAAGGACCUCAGCAAGACACCCCUGCUUGAUCACCUCAUCCAGUCUGCAGAGGAGAACACUGAUGAGGAUGACGAGGUCCCAGGUUGGGAUAGUGACCCUUGA
Messenger RNA from Onychostoma macrolepis, 2935 nucleotides. RefSeq lists its product as uncharacterized. The record is from RefSeq and is a predicted model, not a curated record. Bases 2114 to 2935 code for a protein of 273 amino acids. The transcript has 6 exons. Lineage: Eukaryota; Metazoa; Chordata; Actinopteri; Cypriniformes; Cyprinidae.